UAGAUAUACAAUUUUUAUUUGGCUAUGAUUUUAUCAAACAAUUUUAGAUGUAUUAAAAUUAAUAAUUAUUGAACUUAUGUAAUUUUCAGUCAAGUGAAUCAAUAAAAUACUCCCUCCGUCGCAUUUUGAACUUAUGUAAUUUAAUAAGUAUGAGAUAAACCCCAAAUUGAAGAAACUAAAACCCCAAACAAAGCCCUUUUUGCAUCUGCUUUGUAGCCUCAACAGACAUGGCGACUUUCACCGCCAGGUCCCUCCUCCGCUCUGCCACUACCUCCGGCCGAACAGCCGCCGUUAGACUUGCAGGUAGUUCCAAACCAAAGGCCUCUCCCUCCCCCAUUCGUAUCCCUUCACAGAAACCACUCACCGCUCGCAUUUUCAGGUCACCUGUUGAAAUGAGCUGUAUAAGAGCGGAAACGUUGUUUCCAUAUCACACUGCUACUGCCUCUGCAUUGCUGAAUUCCAUGUUAUCUGGCACUUCUCGGUGCUAUGGUUGGACUCUUGAAGAUUUGUGAAUCAUACAGCUGAUAUUGAUUGUUGAUGAGUUAAUUCCAUAAUAAGCCUCGAGAAAAUUGAAUCAGAUAGUUUGUCGGAUUGAAAGUCACUUAGCAUAUACAUUUUGCCUUUACAAUUGUUGUUGCUAAGAUGUAAGUGACAGUCUAAUACUGGGUGUCUAAUCAGAUUGCAAGGAUGAUGUAUGAAUGUCAAAGAGUUCAAGUGAAGCUUUAUGUCCAAGCGGUCUAAGAGAAUAAAUAGUAGAGUACUGAUAAGAACAUGGGACUCUUUCCCUUUCUAUGAAUUCUGGCUUCUAUUGAAGUAUAUUAUCAUUAUCAAUGGUACUUACAUUUUGAAGUCCUGAGUUAGCUCAUUGUAAUUACAGAUUAUGUAAGGGCCAAAGCUUGAAUUUGAACCAGAAUUUAGUGCAUUUCUGUACAAUUAUGGUGUUAACUAAAGCAAUAUAAUUACCAGAUUUUAGUUUCCUGGAA
Molecule: messenger RNA, 983 nt
Organism: Nicotiana attenuata
Lineage: Eukaryota; Viridiplantae; Streptophyta; Magnoliopsida; Solanales; Solanaceae
Product: protein NUCLEAR FUSION DEFECTIVE 6, chloroplastic/mitochondrial-like
Exons: 3
Coding region: 228-512 (94 amino acids)
Cellular component (GO): mitochondrion
Source: RefSeq, a predicted model, not a curated record